Messenger RNA from Suillus subalutaceus, 1002 nucleotides. RefSeq lists its product as uncharacterized. NCBI's taxonomy places the organism in Eukaryota, Fungi, Basidiomycota, Agaricomycetes, Boletales, Suillaceae. Gene Ontology annotation, biological process: regulation of transcription by RNA polymerase II. The record is from RefSeq and is a predicted model, not a curated record. The transcript has 4 exons. Gene Ontology annotation, cellular component: PcG protein complex; transcription regulator complex. The coding region runs from base 1 to 1002 and encodes 333 amino acids. Gene Ontology annotation, molecular function: RNA polymerase II cis-regulatory region sequence-specific DNA binding; DNA-binding transcription factor activity, RNA polymerase II-specific.
AUGUCUAAGCUCUACACCUGCUCUGUUGAACCUGGCUGCAACGAAACUUUUACCAAGUUCGUGGACUUCAAGAGACAUAAAGCCGCACACUCAGCAAGGGGGUACACCUGCACCUGGCCCGGGUGCGACUUUGCGACAAUGGUGAGAAAUAGCUACGACAUCCAUUCUGCUAAACAUACGGGCGAGAAACGCUACGUCUGUCCUAACGAUGGUUGUGACUACAAGACUCACGACCCUGCUCUUUUCACGCGCCACCGCAAGAAACAACAUGGGUAUGUUCCUCUGGCGCGCGGUCGUGGUUCUGCAUCCGUCAAAGGGUCAGGCGAGACCAAGUCAUCGUCCCAGCCCCCGGUACAGCCCCCUCCCCCUGAUACAUUCUACCAAUACAACCUCCAACCCAUGCAACCGCAGGGCGUGCAACCACAACUCAUGCAACAACCACCCGUACCACUCCAACCCAUGCAACCGCAGGUCGUGCAACCACAACCCAUGCAACAACCACCCAUACCACCCCAACCCAUGCAACCACAACUCAUACCACACCAACCCAUGCAACCGCAGCCCGUGCAAUGGCAACCCAUGCAACCACAACCCAUACCACACCAACCCAUGCAACCGCAGCCCGUACCACACCAACCCAUGCAACCACAACCCGUCCCACACCAAACCAUGCAACCGCAACCACAACCCAUACCACACCGAGCCGUGCAAUCGCAGCCCAUGCAACUACAGCUGCAACCGCAAUCGCAACCGAUCCCGCCCCGACACAUGCAAUUCUACCCCACCCCAUACAAACCCCAACCCACUCCAUAUCAGCCUCCCCCACCUGUCUACAACCCAUCGUUGGGAGUCUUCUACGACUCAGCAGAUACCGCGGACGACUAUACCAUGUAUACCGGACCCGCGAGGGAUUCCAAUGGGUGGACUGAGGGAUGCAUGUGUCCUGAAUUGAUGCAGAGGCGCCCUUCAGAGAUCCUGUGGUCUGAAUAUGGAGGUUUUUAA